Messenger RNA from Solea solea (common sole), 9642 nucleotides. It is a transcript of the gene adcy9a, whose product is annotated as adenylate cyclase 9. Gene Ontology annotation, biological process: cyclic nucleotide biosynthetic process; adenylate cyclase-activating G protein-coupled receptor signaling pathway; intracellular signal transduction. The coding region runs from base 2238 to 6710 and encodes 1490 amino acids. The record is from RefSeq and is a predicted model, not a curated record. The transcript has 11 exons. NCBI's taxonomy places the organism in Eukaryota, Metazoa, Chordata, Actinopteri, Pleuronectiformes, Soleidae. Gene Ontology annotation, molecular function: adenylate cyclase activity.
AAGUGGCUGGGGGAGGAUUUCCGACCCAGUCAGAGCGAAGAUGGUGGCGGCUCAGGGAGAGGAAUUCUCCCGGAGAAGACGCACAAAGUAGCCGUUGAACUCCGGCUGCAGCUCGGCUUUUAUUGUUGCUCCCCCCCCAGCCCUGGAGCAGACAGAGAGACUUGAGUGUGAGAGGGGAAAGGGUGGCAACCAGCGGCGGACGGAAGAGGACGCACCACAGCCAGAGCGCGCAGCCUUGUGUUUGUUGGACACAUGCAUGCCAGCGAAAACUAGUGCUGCCCAGACCCGAGGAAUUGCUUUGCGAUAAGGAGACACUGCUGUUUAUGAGGGGGGCGUCUUUUAAUUAUCUCACUGUGGAGAUAUCCGCGGGCUUUCCUGCAUUGCUCUGGGGAUUUUCUACUUCUUUGCUCUGGGGGAAUGCGAGGGCAGGAAAUCCAGCCUCUGCUCCAAAUAACCAGAGACUCCUAACUGGGUCUCCUCUUCAAACGCAGGAAAUACGGCCUGGGAAAAAAAGUUUGGGAGCUUUUGGAAACGAGAAGGGGGCUUCCCCCCCCACCACAGUUGUUUAUGUUUUGCACGCGUUUUGCGACUUGGUUUUGAAGUGUCGCGUGUUUGUAUUUGUAUGAAGCGCUGCUGUUGUUUCACAGAGUGAGUUGAAGACGAGCGUUUAGAUGUUAACACGCCGUUGGUGUUGUUAUUGCAGGCGUUUUUGAUCAUCACUAUUUAUAGACCAGCCUGUCCCGAACGAGGCUGUUCCUCAUAGCUGUAGCCUAUGUUUUGCCAACUGCGCGCAACAAGUUGCAGACACUCCCAGCAGAGGCAAAGCUUCGCUAAACUGGGCGAGUGGAUGGUAUUUUCUGCGCUUCUCUUUUCGGAUUACGCUUCUGUGGAUCGCGCACAGCCCUCGCCGACCCCCUCUUUGGAAGGCAGAGGGGGGAAUAAACCGUGGAGAUCCGAAGAGGCAGUCCAGGAAAGGACGGGGCUGGAUCCGUGGGAACAGGCCUGCCUGUCAGGCCUUUCAUGAUCCCAUUCCUGGACUGGACAGGACUCCAAAAUAACUCAGUCUGGAUUAUUUGCAAGGACCCGCUGGAUUAAAGAUGGAAGAAGAGUGUGUGAAGGUGCGAAAUGCAAAAUCCCUUUCCCACCAAGUUAUACAUGAAAGGAUGUAGUGGAAGUUAAAGUGGUCAGAAUUUCAAAUUACACACUUUUUCUUUUCUUUUUACAUAAUUAACGGAAUGAAUAGUUUAUCUACAUGAUAGACUAAGUCUAAUUUAGAACACGCAAUAUAGCAGCUAUACACCGAUGUUACAUCAAAGUGAUUAAAUUAUUACUUUUGACUAUAUAUUUUUACUUUUUGUAGUUUUGAUGCGGGGUUUUCAUAUUUUAAUAGCACUUUAGGGGGGAUUUGAAACAAAGGGAACACGUCGUGGAGACACAGGGACAUAGUGACUUUUGGAGCCAGCUGUUGACAGCCUGCAUCAAUAACUGCUCAUUCAUUCAAACCCCGGACCUGAGCGCGCGUGUGUGUGUGUGUGUGUGUGUGUGUGUGUUUUAUCCUCCUGCCUCAUGCCAACAAUUCGGGAUGAAGAAAGAAUCUGGGUAUUUCCCUGAAGCUGUCUUGACUGUGUGAUGCCAGCAGCAUCGACACACCACGCACAUCCAGAGGAGGUCAUUUCCAGUCAUGUAACGUCAGGAGCGACUUGAUUCCCCCCCCUACACACACACACAUACACACACACGCGCGCGCGCGCGCACACACACACGUUGCAUCACCACGAACUAGUCCUUUUCCGAGAAGGAUGUUCAAGUCAGGGGGCAGAAAGAGUGAUGACAGUGUUUUUACCGCAGCUGGAGAGAACGCCGGGCUCAAACCCAGAGCCUCUUUGGAGAGAGGGAUGCGUGUAAUGUGAGUACUGACGCAAAACCCGAGGUCGGAUAAUGGACUGCUCAAGAAACUGGAACGGCGCGUGUUGUGUGAGUGAGUGUGGAGACUGCUGUGUGCGUAGACGUCACGUAUGUUCGGCGCUCACCAUUCAUGCAGUGUGAUCAUUCCAGCAAGCACCUCUGCACUCUCUCUCUCUCUCUCUGUCUCUGUCUGUGUCUCUCCCUCUCUCCCUCUCUCCUCCUCGCCGUGCCACAUGUGCACACACGCACCCACGUCUGUAGUGGCCUGAGCGCCAUCAGAAGACACUAUUAAUAUUCAACAGCCCCCUCGUUUUCCCGUCACGUCACUCAAUAUGGCCACUCUGCAACAGCACCGGCAGCUCCUGAUGCGUGGAACCGAAGUCAGCUGCGACUCCAGCGGAGACGGAGCCGUGACCGUGCGAAUCAACAACAGCGCGCCACACGUGCAUCGACAUGAGCCGCUGAGGGCUGCCAACUGUGGAGCUGGAGGAGCUGGAGGCUGUGGGACUGCGAGUACUGUGAACCCUGACCCCCACAAAUACAGCAUUUCCUCCAGCUGCAGCUCGGCAGAGUCCAGGCCAGCUGUGACCUCUGCUUUGAGGGUCCACAGGAAGGCACCACCGUUGUUUGAACGCUCUGCAGCCCAAUGCUGGGACCCCAAAUUUGACUCAGCCAUCCUGGAAGAGGCGUGUCAAGAGAGGUGUUUUCCUCAGACACAGAGGCGUUUCCGUUAUGUCCUGUUCUACCUUGCAGUGGCAGCUGUACUCUGGGGGGUGUACUUUGGGGUCAAUAAUACCCGCUGCAGCCCUUUGACCUUUCUAGCACCCACAGUCUCCUUUUUGGUCUUUUUAGUGCUCCUUUUUUUGUUCACAUUCACACAGCCCUACACGUGGCUGUACAACCAAACCUCCCUGCUCCUGAUAGCGGUCACCUUCGCUAUUACCUUAGCUCCACAGAUACAGACUGCUGGUUACACUGAGCUGGAGUGGGCCGGUGGUGGGAAUGCCUCAUAUCACUCACCAGAUGCUAUAAACUAUAAACCACAAACUAUAACCCUCUGCAUCUCCCCUGUAGGCACCUUCUCCCUGUGCAUGGAGGUUCUGCUGUUGUUAUACAGUGUCCUCCAUGUCCGUCUGUAUGCCUCAGUGAUGCUCGGGCUUCUCUAUUCUAUUUUAUUUGAAGCACUAGGAUGGCUCCCCUUGCUUCAAAGCAAUUAUGAAUCUGGCAGAAGGGAUACUGGAGCAGAGGGUUCAGGCUCCGAUUGGGAAGGAGACACACUCCGCUGGCUUGGUCCAGCCAAAGCUCUGCUCCAUUUGUGUGCUCAUGUCAUUGGCAUCCACCUGUUUAUCAUGUCAGAGGUUCGUUCCCGCAGCACCUUCCUCAAAGUGGGCCAGGCUAUCAUGCAUGGCAAAGACUUGGAGGUGGAGAAGGCCUUGAAGGAACGCAUGAUUCACUCAGUCAUGCCACGGAGAGUUGCAGACGAGCUGAUGAAGCAGGGCGACGAUGAGGGUGGUGGGGAGAACUCCGGCAAGCGUUAUUCCUCUGGUGCUUGUUCUGCCUCAGCCAUCUCUGUGGGUGGUGGAGGAAACUGCGGAGCUUCACAAGCCCAAAGUACCACAAGCCCCAAAAAUCACCCUCACAACAAUCACAAACGCAAGAAGACCUCCAUCCCCCGUGGACAGAUAAUAUUUAGGCCCUUCAACAUGAAACGCAUGGAGCCUGUGAGCAUCCUCUUUGCAGACAUUGUGGGUUUCACCAGAAUGUCUGCCAAUAAGUCAGCACCAGCCUUGGUGGGACUUCUCAAUGACCUGUUUGGACGUUUUGACCGGCUCUGUGAACUAACUCAUUGUGAGAAGAUCAGCACCCUGGGAGAUUGCUACUACUGCGUAGCAGGUUGCCCUGAGCCCAGACCGGACCACGCCUACUGCUGUGUUGAGAUGGGUCUGGGCAUGAUCCAGGCCAUCGAACAGUUCUGUCAGGAGACGCGUGAGACUGUCAACAUGCGAGUUGGUGUCCACACAGGCACUGUUCUCUGUGGGAUCCUGGGAAUUAAACGCUUCAAGUUUGAUGUGUGGUCGAACGAUGUCAAUCUGGCUAACCUGAUGGAGCAGCUGGGCGUGGCAGGAAAGGUCCACCUGUCAGAGGCCACUGCCCGAUUCCUGGAUGACCGCUACCAGAGGGAGGAUGGGCGGGUGGCGGAGAGAGCCGGGGAGAGUGUGGUGGAGAAACUCAAGGGGCUGCAGACGUACCUGAUCUCAGGGAGGAAGUUGGAGCACAAUGUGCAGUGUGAAUGUUCUCAGGUGGGACUGCCGGGUGGAGACACUGGAAGGGUCGGCCUGUCCUCCUGUCCUCAGCCACACACACCAGACCUCAUCCCUGGUGGGGCACAGGCUGCAGAGCCCCUCUUGUCUCUCCAACCACCAGACAGGAUUGGGCCUCCCUGUGUGCCCCGUAGUGUGGCCUUGUCUGUGGGAACAGAGCAGGGUGAUGAUGUGGCUGUGUUGAAUGGCUGCCAGGAGGAGCGCAAGACUAGUAGUGCAAAGUUCAUCCCGGGUCACAGCCCCAGGGCGGCCAAUGGUCUCCUGAGUCCUCCACUGGAAGACCCAGUGCAGGCAAGCCAGAGCUCCCUGUGUGACAUGCUCCAGGAGAAAGAGAAGAAGACCAGCACCAGCACAGGAACUGGCACCAGUCUAGGCAUGACUGGGGGCACGGGGGCAGCGGGUCCAGGUAUAGACCACUCCGCCCUCAUCCAGCUGCGUGCCAAGAACUUCAGAGAAAAGAGCGACGCCCACUUUGUGGAUGUUAUCAGGGAGGACAGUCUGAUGAAGGAUUACUUUUUCAAGCCACCCAUCAACAAGAUCAGCCUCAAUUUCUUAGAGAGACCUCUGGAAAUGGCAUAUCGCAGCAGCUACAAGGAAGAGGUGAAAAAACAGGCUCAGGUGCAAACAUUUGCAAGCUCCACCUUCAGUUCUUUCUUGGACGUUCUCCUCAGCUGUUUUGUCUUCUUGGCCCUGACCCUGGCCUGCUUCCUGCCACCUCUCGUGAGCCCAGCCACUGUGGGCCCUCCAGCUCCUGCUGCCCUGGUCCUGGCUCCCCUGGCAGGCUUGUUGGAGCUGGCCUCCCUGGUGCUGUCCAUACGUAUGGCCUUCUAUUUGGAGGAGGUGAUGCACUGUACCCGUAUCCUGCUCCUAGUGGUCUCUGGAUGGGUUCCCCGUCAUGUGAUCGGGGCCGUGUUAGUGUCCCUACCAGCAGUCUCGGUCUUAUCCCACCUCACCUACAGCAUCCACCUGCCCCUCCAGGUGACCAUGUUCCUGUGCUGCGCCACCAUCCUGGCCAUCAUCCAGUAUUGUAACUUCUGUCAACUUAGUUUCUGGAUGCGUUCAGUCCUGGCCACUGUUACUGGAGUUGCUCUGCUGCUGCUGUUGUACAGCCCUUUACACAGGAACAGUUUCGGUAAUAACAGCUUGCAGGUUCAUGGACGGAACAUCUCCACAUCAAGUGAUGGUGCUUCAGAACUGGGCCCUGACCCUCCACCACGACCUCUUGACCUUUUGCUCCCAGAGGCUGUCCUGGCCUUCUUCCUGCUCCUUCUCCUGGUCUGGUUCCUCAACCGCGAGUUCGAGGUCAGCUACCGUCUCCAUUACCAUGGCAACGUGGAGGCUGACAAACACCGCUCCAAGAUUCAGAUGAUGCGAGACCAGGCUGAGUGGUUACUGGGAAACAUCAUCCCCAUUCACGUCGCUGACCAGCUCAAGGUCACGCAGAGCUACUCCAAGAACCAUGACAGCGUGGGUGUGAUCUUUGCCAGUAUUGUAAACUUCAGUGAGUUCUAUGAAGAGAGUUACGAAGGUGGAAAAGAGUGCUACCGUGUCCUCAACGAGCUCAUCGGAGACUUCGAUGAGCUCCUUCGCAAACCUGAAUUCGAAAGUGUGGAAAAAAUCAAGACAAUUGGGGCCACGUACAUGGCAGCGUCGGGGCUGAAUGUCCGGCAGCCGGCUGAGAGCGACGAUGACUCUCCCCACGGUCACCUGAGGGCACUUUUCAACUUUGCCCUGGAGAUGAUGGGCGUCCUGGACGACUUCAACAAGAACAUGCUAGGUUUUGGUUUCAAGCUCCGUAUUGGAUAUAACCAUGGGCCGCUGACGGCAGGGGUGAUAGGCACCACCAAGCUGCUCUAUGACAUCUGGGGAGAUACGGUAAACAUUGCCAGCCGCAUGGACUCCACUGGUGUGGAGUGUCGGGUGCAGGUGAGUGAGGAGAGCCACGCUCUGCUCAGCACUAUGGGUUUAGAGUUUGACUAUAGAGGUACCGUGAAUGUUAAAGGCAAAGGUCAAAUGAGGACCUAUUUAUACCCAAAAAGUGGGGGAAUUAUAAGUCAAGAUCGCAUGGAGGAGGCCAUUGGCCUCGGACCCUCAUUCGUGGCAUUGCCAGCCAAUAAGACUACAGGAUCUGUUGCCCAGGGAGCAGCUCUUCCUCCCUCAUCUCCUCCUCCUUCCCUCUCUCUAUCCACACACCCUCUACAACUCCAAAGUGCUGGAAGGCCAUCAGGAGCAGGGUCUGAGCCUGUCCAAGCUAAGUCCACAGGGAUGGGGGAGGAAGGAUAUAGGGACGCUCCAAACCUCCCUGGACAGUCCUCUGCCACAGACCUUCACUCCACUCCCUGCUCUGAACAAGGCACAGAACCUGGUGCCGCACAAAUGACCCCCCGGGGGCAGCAUGCUCCCCUCGCUCUUCAGGAGGAGGAGGAGGAUGAGGAGGUCAAUGAGCUGACGAAACUCAAUGAGGAGUUUUAUGCUCGUCUCUGAUCCCUUCCUCUUUCCUUCCCCUGUCUUGACUCCCUCAGCUGCUGCCUCUCCAGGCCUGAUUGCAGGUAUGGGCAGGAUGUCCCUCCCAUUAGGCAAGUGUCUUCUGUAGAUGGAUGAAGAAGAGUCAUAUCAACACCAACCGUGGCUAUGUCAGCUGUGAAAAUGGCUACUAACAUCUCAAAUGGGAAUGUUACCUGAGUGUUGGGGUAGGUUCGGCCUGUGUUGAGCACAGUUUAUUAUGGGGAACCGGCUGACAGGAAACAAGAGGGAAAAGAAGAUUUGUUGGUGUUGUUGAUGAUGGUUUCUUUUGUUUGUUUUUUUUGUAUUCAUUUUUGUUAUCAAGUGCCUUCAGGACUAGAGCAGUGAACAAACAAAUAUGAAUGCUGAACAAAGUUUUAACAAUCUUAGGCCACAGAACGUGCUGUGGUUUCUUACUCCAUGCUCUUAUCUUCAAUGCAAGUAUUUCUUUAAAAAAAAAAAAAAUCAUUAUUGUUGUGCCAUAUCAUUUGUUUUACCUUGAUCAAAGUCUUGACCUUACAUAAGGGAAAAUAAGUUUAGAUUCUAUAUAAGUGCCAGUGCAGCAUGAUGGGCUUAGCAGGGAACUAAGGGAAGAUGAGGGACUCACAUGAAGCAGUGUUAAUUUAUGUAUUCUGCUUUGACUGCUUUGACAUGAGGGCUUAAUACAUUAUUCAUUUGUGCUUGAGUCUAAUGCUACAAAGCAGGCUGAAUAGAUUUUAGUUUGUGUGUAGCAGCUAAAUGCACACGUUAAGCACAGGUCUUGCACAGUGUUUUCUCGACCACUUGUAUUUGGUAGUUAUUACCAUGAGAAGGCUUUGAAGAUUUUUAGUUCUUGAGUUCUUGUCUUUCACAACAAGUGCAAUCAAAAGCGCAAAAUCAAAUAAUAUAAGGGAAUAUAGAUUUAGAAGAAAUUAUGAGUUAAAAAUGUUUUUCUUUUUAAAGUGACAUCACUUCACAAAAACCAGUAAGGCACUUUAAAUAUACCUGAACUUAUGCUCUACAUUUCAGUAAGAAACACUCACCCCACAUAGGCCUGAAAGGUGGUUGUAAAAAUGUAGGUUUGUCCCAAAAAAAACAAUAACAAAUAAGAAAACACAGAUGGCAAUUGUGAUCAACGUAGGUUGAUGUUGGUUAAAUUGGAAACUUCUCAAACCAAUCCUGCACUAUAAUCCACUUUUCUGCUUUUGUGCAUGUAUUCCUUUUUUCUUUUCAACCAAAGUACUGGUCCAGUGUGUGCUUUUUCAUUGGGUCAGAGCCACUGCAUUGGACUGUGUUUGCAUUAAAAACUCCAUCAAGGGAUAAAAACUUGUAAUAAAAAAUUCUAAUGAAAUUCCAUGAAAAGACCAAAACCAAUAAUGUAUAAAAACAUAGCAGGAAAUGGAGUUGAUGACAGAAAUAACACACAACAAAUGUGUCUGGGAAGUUGUGGACGUUGUGGCCACAGGGCAGCGAGCAGUGUAUUUGUUGAGGACUAUUUUCAGCGGCGGAUUUGCUCCGGUAGUGUGUAUUCACGGCAGUGGGACAGUGUAUGUGGGACAGACCCCCCCCGGUUUGUUCUAUGAAGGAGUCAACACAGACUGAUAAAGACUCAUGGUUAUUUGUAGGUCUUUUCAAGGGAUAAAAAUAAAGAAUGUCACCAGACUUAUCCUUUUAAAAUCUACAGUGGGGUGAAAGAUUUCAGGUCUGAGAGGGACAGUCACGGUGUAGUUCUCGGUAAAUUGUGGGCUGGUCUGCGUUGCCUUCGGUUAAGGCAUCAACUGCAGCAGCAGUUUACUGUGUGGGAAAACCUUCUUGGCCUUCUUUGCUGAAUAAAAACAAACAUCUGUCAGUCCAUUAUUGUAGAGGUUUUCAGUCGUUCAGUAUUGUCUGUAUUGCCUCUUCACUUAGAGGAGCCUCUACUGUAACAAUACACUUAAAUUGUGCCACUUUAAUUGAGUGAUCUGUAGGUGCAGUGCAACCUAAACUAGCGGAUUGUUUUGUGGUGCCUAAAAUUAUGACUUUAUUCUUUUUUUUUUUGAGUACUUUGGUUUUCAGAAAGUUGUUUGGGUUUUUUUUAAUCAUGCUUUUGUCAUAAUGAGGAUAGAUUAUGAUUGUUUUUAUGUUGAAAUCAUGCUCAUUGUUGCAGGUUUUGUUGCAUUUUCUGGACAAAAUUCCAUCUGUUAUUCAUCUUUUUCCAACCUCCUUUAUUUUGUCCAUUAGGCUGCCUGAACUUUACAGUGGUGUUCCCCUCAAAAUACCUGGCACCUCUUUAAUUCUCUGUUAUCACUUCAUGCUUUGUCUUCUCUCCUGAAAGAACUCCUUUUCCUUUUUACUUUGUGUGUGUGUGUGUGUGUGUGUGUGCGUGUGAGAGUGAGAGAGAGAGAGAAAAUAUUUAACUUUUACACCAAGUUGGUAAACCAUAAGAGAUCACUGUUGCAAAAGGAAAUCAAUCAACCACAUGACCAUUGACAAACUGUGCUUUUGCUGUCACUGCUAUAUAUGAAAGGGAAUUACAUGCACAGAGUUGUAUGUGAAAGGGAGUAAAGCCUUAAAAUGAUGUACAAUUAUCAUUUAAUGAACUGCAAGUGAAUCACCACCGCAUCUUUAAAAAGAAAAACAUAGUGUGUAUAUUUUUAAUAUAUAAACCAAUGUCUGUUACAUUCAAACCAUCACACGAGAUCACACAAUACAGAUGAAGUCUAUCAACUUCAUACGACUCUCUUCUGUGUGUGUGUUUCGAUCUCGUGUUGCCUGGCGACAUUCCUGCGCUGCACGCAGGAAGUGAUGUGUUAUAUGUCAAGACAGAUGGAGGCAUUAGCAACGUUGUGUUAGUAAAGUGAGACAACUGCAAAAAAAACAGUUUGGAGUGUGACAGAAAACACAAAGAAGAGCUGCCAAAAGGUUUAAGAAGUGAAUUAAAUAUACAUAUAUAUAU